UUGUAAAUUUUUGGACUUAAUAUAGCAAAUGGCUCUUCACUAUCAAGGCAAUCACACAUUCUGUAAAACAGAAAAGGGUUAUAUAGUUUAUCCCAAAGCACUUAAUAUUGUUUGGGGAAACGAUAAACGUUUUUGGAAGUUACCCAAAUACGAAAAGGAUGGUGCAGAACUUAUACAAGUAAAUUGGCUGGAGGUAACUGGUUGCAUUGACAAUGUUAAUAUAGAGAAGAAAGCGUCAUAUGAUAUUGAGUUUACAAUGUCAUUGAUGACUGAUGCGUUUGGUUGGAGCAAUUCACCAGUUUAUCUUAUGGCUAAAUGGGGAGAUAAUACUCAAUGGAGAAAGAUGAAUUUGACAAGUGAUCAGAUUAAUGGCAAAAAGAUGAUACCAAAAACUAUUACGAUAACAAAAGGGAAGGGAAACAAUGUUGAUAAGAUUUAUUUUGGAUUAUAUGAAGUUUGGAACAAAAAGUGGAAAGGAGGUCUCAAAAUUCAUUCUGUAAACCUGACUGAGAUCUAGAAGAUAUUUAGACGAGUGAAAGAACAACACUAUAAGACAAAAAUUAAAUAAGUCGAAUGUUGUCAUUCCGUAAAUCAAAGUUUAAAAGAGGA
Solanum dulcamara is the source of this 609-nucleotide messenger RNA. RefSeq names its product protein PHLOEM PROTEIN 2-LIKE A9-like. The transcript is spliced from 3 exons. The record is from RefSeq and is a predicted model, not a curated record. NCBI's taxonomy places the organism in Eukaryota, Viridiplantae, Streptophyta, Magnoliopsida, Solanales, Solanaceae. The coding region runs from base 29 to 517 and encodes 162 amino acids.